AUGAGGGUGUUCUAUAUGUUCUCAUUACCAAUGACAAUUGGCAUGGUGAUUUUUACAUUGAGAUAUUUCUCUGGACCUGAUGUACCUAAAUAUGUGUUUUUCACCGUUGCUUAUACCUGGUUCUGCUCCCUCUCCAUCAUCAUCCUUGUCCCGGCCGACAUAUGGACGACGCUAAAUGGUAAUUACAAUGGAGUCAUUUCCUUCUUAUGGAGCUUAUCAUAUUGGAGUACCUUCUUGCUUACAUGGGCUGUGGUUCCCCUUAUUCAGGGUUAUGAAGAUGCUGGAGACUUUACUGUCAAAGCAAGAUUAAGAACAAGCUUACAUGGAAACCUUGUUUUCUAUCUCUCCCUUGGUUCUGUUGCACUUUCUGGAUUGAUAUUGCUAAUUGCUCUUAACAAAUUUUGGACUGGUAGCAUUAUGGGUUUUGCUAUGGCUUGCUCUAACACAUUUGGACUUGUUACUGGUGCAUUUUUACUCGGAUUCGGUAUGAGUGAAAUUCCAAAGGGUAUUUGGUUAAAUGCAGAUUGGACCAUUCAGCAAAAAUUUCUUUCCCACAAAGUUGCAAAAAUGGCUGUCAAACUAGAUGACGCUCAUCAAGAUUUUUCAAAUGCCAUCGUUAUCACACAGGCGACAUCAAAGCAAAUGUCGAAGCGAGACUCUUUGAGACCCUACAUGAAUAUAAUUGACAAAAUGAUGCAACAGAUGUUGAAAGAAGAUCCUUCCUUCAAACCACAGGGAGGGACACUAGGAGAAAAAGACAUGGAUUAUGAUACAGAUGAGAAAUCAAUGGCAUCACUAAGACGUCGUCUUAGAAGAGCUCGUGUGCAGUACUAUCGAUAUAGAAGUGAAUAUACCAAAUUUGUCCUAGAAGCCCUUGAGCUGGAGGAUACCGUAAAGAACUGUGACAGUCGUGAUGCUACAAGAUGGAAAUAUAUUUCAUGCUUGAGGCCUGAACGAAAAGGCAAAGUAGGUGCAGUUUUGGAUACAAUUGAGUUUCUAUGGCGGUGUAUAUUAAAGAAACAAGUUGAGAAAUCAUUGGCUGUUAUAUUAGGCUUCAUGUCGUUUUUCAUUCUAUUAGCAGAGGCUACCAUACUACCGAGUGGAGUUGACUUAUCACUUUUCUCUAUCCUAGUACAUGCUGCAGGACAGAAAGAAGUGCUUGUGCAGUUAGCUGCUUUUGUCCCUUUGAUGUAUAUGUGUGUUUGUACAUAUUAUUCCUUGUUCAAAAUUGGAAUGUUGAUGUUUUACGCAUUGACGCCAAGACAAACAAGCUCUGUAAGCUUGCUUAUGAUAUGCUCGAUGGUGGCAAGAUAUGCUGCACCGAUUUCAUACAACUUUCUCAAUCUCAUCAAUAUCGGCGGGGGUAGAAAAACCAUUUUUGAAAAAAAAAUGGGAAACAUUGAUGAUGCUGUUCCUUUCUUUGGCAAAGGAUUCAACAAAAUUUACCCGCUUAUCAUGGUUAUAUACACUUCGCUAAUAGCGGGCAAUUUCUUUAACCGAAUAAUCGACUAUUGUGGGAGUUGGAAAAUAUUCAAAGUUAAUAAUGAAGAUGCAGAAGAUAUGGACGGAUUCGACCCGUCUGGAGUAAUAAUCUUGCAGAAAGAGCGUUAUCUUCUUCAGCAAGGACACAAUGUUGGUGAACUUGUUUUCCCUUUAGCUAGAAGUUUCAGCGUAAGUGUGGAUGUCGAGUCUGUCAACAACAGAACCAAGGCUCUGGACGAGAGUACCUCGGGCGAAGAAAAAACGAGCAUCAUGGUAGAGGCUAAAAAUGAAGAAAAUCAGAUUGACAUGAGUAAAAGAAUUGGUGGCAGAAAGUAUUCAGCCUUAAGGACAAACCCGAACGAAGAAGGGUCGAGUAAAGAUUUCGCCCCGGAAAGAGAAUCUUCCUCUUUGACAAAUGAUGCUAAUGAUUCUCUUCAGGACAUUAGUUCAGCGCCAUCGUCUGUGGUAGCCACAAAAUGGGAAUCAAUGGUGAAUGGAUUUAAAAGUUUGAAAUCUAACAUUGACUCCAAGAGAUUCCUUCCUCUUAGUAAUAGUACACAGACAUCGUAUCUAAAUUCGCAAUCUUCGUUCGAAUCUCUUGAUGAUAUAUUUGAGAGAUUGAAACGUCCACCUUCAGAACAUAGAGAUUUUGGCGGUGACUAAUACAAUCAUAGAGCAUACUUCAAACAUGUAAUAGUAACUCAGCCAAUCUGCUUCCAAAUUUUGGUUAACAUGAACUUGAGUUACAUGUACAACUUAUAGACAUAAUAUCCUUUAGUAUUUAUUGUAAUAGGAACAAGUAUUUGUACAAUCAUGAAGUCACUGGUUUAGUGUAUGCUAUGUCUACAAUGAGAGAAUUACAUUGCUUCAUCCACAAGUAACUCAAUUUUGCAGAAAUCUGGUGAUGCUAACCGUCAAUAAUUGUUUCAACUACUUGCUGAGCUCACACUUGCUAAGCUGGAACUGGAGAGCUUAAAAUGUUUUGGUGGUUGUGAUCGCUCUCGUGUAAUAAGGGUAAGGAGAAUGUGAAUGAUUUAGAUAUUGUUGAUUGAUUCAUCACAUGUCUUCAUCCGGUUUGUUAACAGCAUCACACGUGAAAGUAUUCCAAGAAUGAUUCAUCUUCCUUCAUCUGAGUCAUCUCGAUUUGCUUUCUCAACCUCUGCAACUUCAUCCUUUUUAGUUUUUCAAUUUUGCCAUAUAAGUUCUCUAACUUGUCCCGCGCUCCUUUAGACGUUUCUUCUUCAAUAAUCUUCUCGAACACGUUAGGAUCCACACACCAGUGAAUCAAGAACAAAACUUUUCCAUCUUUCAUCAUUUUAUCCUUGUGUGCAAUCUUUUGUUCAUCAUCCGCAUUUGCUUCAAGUGUCGGUACUCGGACUCUGUGAUACUAAUUUGUUGGGACAAAAGAGUUUUCAAAAAAGAUGAAAGAAGAAGACGAAGAGAGAAAAGUGAGAAAACUGUAAACUGAACUUAUUAUUUCUAUUAGGAGUGUAAUUGUACAAAACUAUUACAUAGCAUACCUAUUUUUAGGCGAUCAAGGCUCAAGCCUAAACUUACAACCCAAGCCCCAAAACAUACUGAGUUAUAUUUUAACUUCGACACAACAGCUAAAUGUUGUAUUUGAAUCUGUCGAAUACAACUGACUCCUACUUCUUCAACACAGUCGAAUCCUAGUUUUUUACAAAAUAUUGAAUUACAACUUCUAACAGACGACGGGGCGGGGCGGGUUUAAGCAUUACCAACCCCGCCUCUACCUCCUAGAGUCAACCUUGUCCCCGC
Vicia villosa (hairy vetch) is the source of this 3261-nucleotide messenger RNA. RefSeq lists its product as uncharacterized. NCBI's taxonomy places the organism in Eukaryota, Viridiplantae, Streptophyta, Magnoliopsida, Fabales, Fabaceae. Gene Ontology annotation, cellular component: membrane. The transcript has 14 exons. The record is from RefSeq and is a predicted model, not a curated record. The coding region runs from base 1 to 2145 and encodes 714 amino acids.